Molecule: messenger RNA, 1887 nt
Organism: Loxodonta africana (African savanna elephant)
Lineage: Eukaryota; Metazoa; Chordata; Mammalia; Proboscidea; Elephantidae
Gene: LRRC17
Product: leucine rich repeat containing 17
Exons: 3
Coding region: 169-1494 (441 amino acids)
Biological process (GO): synaptic membrane adhesion; modulation of chemical synaptic transmission; excitatory synapse assembly
Cellular component (GO): glutamatergic synapse; plasma membrane; postsynaptic density membrane
Molecular function (GO): protein binding
Source: RefSeq, a predicted model, not a curated record
AGCUUCUAAUAUUCUUUUUCUCUUCCAGCCCAGGCAUUACACGUACCCCAGCUGGGUCUUUUUGUUCCUGAACUGCUUUAGUUAAGAUUGCUCAAACUUGGAUUUCAAAGGAAUAUUUUCAUUGCUCCAUCUGUCACACCCCGUAAUUGGGGCCAGCUGGAUGUCAGGAUGCAUGUGGUUACCAUUGCAAUCCUGCUCUUCUUUUGUAAAGCCGCUGAGCUCCGCAGGGCAAGCCCUGGGGGCUCAAGAAGCCAAGUGAAUCCCAGCAGGGCCAACGGGGGCCGGAGAGGCUCCAAUCCAGUCAAACGCUAUGCGCCAGGCCUCCCCUGUGAAGUGUACACUUACCUUCAUGAGAAAUACUUAGAUUGCCAAGAGAGAAAACUGGUUUAUGUGCUGCCUGACUGGCCCCAGGAUUUGCUGCACAUGCUAUUAGCAAGAAACAAGAUGCGCGUAUUGAAGAAUAACAUGUUUUCCAAGUUUAAGAAGCUGAAAAGCCUGGAUCUGCAACAGAAUGAGAUCUCCAAAAUUGAGAGUGAGGCUUUCUUUGGUUUAAACAAACUUACCACCCUCUUACUGCAGCACAACCAGAUCAAAGUUUUGACGGAGGAGGUAUUCAUUUACAUGCCUCUCCUGAGCUACCUGCGCCUGUACGACAACCCUUGGCACUGUACUUGUGAGAUAGAAACACUUAUUUCAAUGUUGCAGGUUCCAAAGAACCGGAAUUUGGGGAACUAUGCCAAAUGUGAAAGCCCACACGAACUAAAAAAUAAAAAACUGCGCCAGAUAAAAUCUAAACAGCUAUGUAAUGAAGAAGAACAGGAACAACCGGACCCAAAACCCCAAGUGUCAGGGAGACCUCCAGUCAUCAAGCCUGAGGUGGACUCUACUCUUUGCCACAAUUACGUCUUUCCCAUACAAACUCUGGACUGCAAAAGAAAAGAAUUGAAGAAAGUUCCAAAAAACAUCCCACCAGAUAUUGUUAAACUUGACUUAUCAUACAAUAAAAUCCACCAACUUCGACCCAAGGAGUUUGAAGAUGUUCAUGAGCUAAAGAAAUUAAAUCUCAGCAGCAAUGGCAUUGAGUUCAUAGAUCCUGCUGCUUUUUCAGGGCUCACACAUUUAGAAGAGUUAGACUUAUCAAACAACAGUUUGCAAAACUUUGAUUACGGAGUAUUAGAAGACUUGUAUUUUUUGAAACUCUUGUGGCUCAGAGAUAACCCCUGGAGAUGUGACUACAACAUCCACUACCUCUACUACUGGUUAAAGCACCAUUACAACGUCCACUAUAACGGCCUGGAGUGCAAAAUGCCUGAAGAAUACAAAGGCUGGUUUGUGGGAAAAUACGUUCGGAGUUACUAUGAAGAAUGCCCCAAAGACAAGUUACCAGCAUACCCUGAAACAUUCGACCAGGAUACCGAAGACGACGAGUGGGAAAAAAUACAUACGGAUCACACAGCAAAGAAACAAAGUGUAAGAAUCACUAUUGUGGGAUGACUUCAAAAAUUGUUAUAGUUUUAACUAGUUUUGUAUUUGCUAUGCUAGUGUCAGAAAAUCUUGUUUACAUUUUGAUGACUGUGUUGCCUAUUUAUGCAAGGUCAUCCAGCUAAAGGAGGGUUUCUUGAAUUAUUAUUAUUGUGACGAUUAUAGUAAUCAAGGGAAUAGUCUCAUCCUGCUUGCCUGUCUGCUUGUGGAGCAGCCUCCGGUGACACACUGGUUACCUGCAGGAGUUGGGUCCUAAUGAUGACAUUAGUAUUUCAUAAUGUCCUGUAUAAAUGUUUUUACUGUGUUUUGAAAAUAAUAAUAAUAAAAAAAAUUGGUUCAUUUUUACAUGCCUUUGGAUGGCUGUUUGUACAUACCUAAAGAUGAUCAAAAUGAAGAUAAAAACAC